Messenger RNA from Phoenix dactylifera (date palm), 768 nucleotides. RefSeq names its product large ribosomal subunit protein eL27x-like. NCBI's taxonomy places the organism in Eukaryota, Viridiplantae, Streptophyta, Magnoliopsida, Arecales, Arecaceae. The record is from RefSeq and is a predicted model, not a curated record. Gene Ontology annotation, biological process: translation. Gene Ontology annotation, cellular component: ribosome. Gene Ontology annotation, molecular function: structural constituent of ribosome.
UCUCUAGGAAAUAACCCUAACGUUUCCUCUUCAUAACGCAAACCUAGGGUUUUCGAAAGGUAAAGGAAGAGAGGGGCCGCCGGCGUGGAGUUUCUUGUGGAAGAAGGUAGAAGAAGGUAGGAGAAGAUGGUCAAAUUCCUGAAACCCGGGAAGGCGGUGAUCAUCCUUCAGGGCCGGUUCGCCGGGAGGAAGGCGGUGAUCGUGCGGUGCUUCGACGAGGGCACCCGCGACCGUCCUUACGGCCAUUGCCUCGUCGCCGGCAUCCUCAAGUAUCCUAAGAAGGUCAUCCGUAAGGACUCGGCGAAGAAGACGGCCAAGAAGUCCCGCGUCAAAGCUUUCUUGAAGGUGGUGAACUACAGCCACAUCAUGCCCACCCGCUAUACCCUAGAUGUGGAUCUCAAGGACGCCGUCACCCUCGACGCUCUCCAGUCCCGGGACAAGAAGGUGGCCUCCUGCAAGGAGACUAAGGCGCGCUUCGAAGAGCGCUUCAAGGCCGGCAAGAACCGGUGGUUCUUCACCAAGCUCCGAUUCUAGAGAGGUAUAGGGAGUUGUUAUUUGAUCUAGUAGACUAGUUGGCUCGUAACAGUUUUCGAUGGGGUAUUUUCUUGAUCGGUUUAUGAGACUUGGUUUUAUUUAGGAUGAAUGGAUCCAGAUGAGUUCAAUUGUGGUUAGAUGCUUUUAUUAAAUUGUGGUUUUAUUUUUGGUACUUGAUUUUUUAUAAUGAUACGAUGAUCCUGAAAUUAAAAGAUUGAAUGAUGUUGGUUCUCA